Protopolystoma xenopodis is the source of this 723-nucleotide messenger RNA. The record is from the annotation of a GenBank genome assembly. NCBI's taxonomy places the organism in Eukaryota, Metazoa, Platyhelminthes, Monogenea, Polystomatidea, Polystomatidae.
GUCACUUGCCUGGGCGUUUCAAAUGCAACAUCCACAGAGGCACUGAGGCCAUUGCUCUUUUGUCUCUUCGAGGCUGUGCCUGUGACGACUCAUCUUCUCCAUUCGGUCGACACCAGCGGCUCUCUGGAGGUUCUUCCUCCUGCGAAGGCAGAACAUCUGCCCAAUGUGGGCCUAUGGCUUCGCCAGUUGCUUCGGUCUGGACCUUCAACUUCCGAAGUCCAUCCUUCUUUCGAGGCGUUGGCCCCGUCGGACUGCUUAACCUGUGAGACCGGCUCAACUGGUUCGCCGUUCGCCGGCGCCCGACUCGUCGUUCAGAACAAGGCUGCUUCCGGCGCGAUGUUCAAUUCUGGAGGGCACUUUGACGACGGCGGUCGCAGGAAUCCGUUCGCCAGAAAGACAUUUAGACUAGACCAGCCGUCUGCGAUGCUGCUGAUGGAGACGCGGCGCGCGGGUCCAGGCAUCCUGACGGCUUGGUAUCGGCAACUGGACGAAGCGGAGGAGGCGGAAGUGUUCCGGCUUCCCUCAGAAGUUUCGGUUGCCCGGCCUGCCGGAGCUUCUGCUGUCGGUCACCUCAAACCGACAUCCAGCCAACCCGACCAGCUGUCUGUCGGGGUGGCAGUUCAUAGUGCUUCGCUUGAUCGGCCGCGAAGAGCCAACCUUGAGGCGGACAAGUCGGGCAGGCCGGCCAACCGAAUCUUCUGGAAGGUGGGUAUUGCCGACUGA